AUGGGGGAGCUCAAUGGCACAGUCUUCAUGCCCUCAGUGCUGACACUGGUCGGGAUCCCGGGCCUGGAGUCUGUGCAGUGCUGGAUUGGGAUUCCUUUUUGCGCCAUGUACAUCAUUGCUCUGGUUGGCAAUUCCCUGCUCGUGGUGGUCAUCCAAUCUGAGCGCAGCCUCCAUGAACCCAUGUAUCUCUUCCUGGCCAUGCUUGGAGCAACAGACAUUGCUCUCAGCACUUGCAUCCUACCCAAAAUGUUAGGGAUAUUUUGGUUUCACCUUCCCCAGAUAGACUUUGAUGUCUGUCUCUUUCAGAUGUGGCUCAUCCACACUUUCCAGUGUGUUGAGUCAGGCAUUCUGCUGGCCAUGGCCCUGGAUCGCUAUGUGGCAAUCUGUGAUCCUCUGAGGCAUGCAACCAUUUUCACGCAUCAGCUCCUCACUCAGCUUGGGGUUGCAGUGACGCUCAGAGGAGCACUCCUUGUAGCUCCCUGUCUCAUCCUCAUCAAAAGCCGGCUGAAACACUACCGGACUACUGUGGUCUACCACUCAUACUGUGAGCACAUGGCCAUCGUGAAACUGGCAACUGAGGACGUUCGAAUCAACAAGAUCUAUGGUCUGUUUGUAGCAUUCAGUGUACUUGGAUUUGACAUAAUCUUCAUCACACUCUCCUACAUCCGAAUAUUUAUAACUGUCUUUAAUCUGCCUCAAAAAAAGGCCAGGCUCAAAGCUUUUAACACCUGCAUUGCACAUAUCUGUGUCUUCCUUGAAUUUUACCUCUUGGCUUUCUUCUCCUUCUUUACACACAGGUUUGGGUUCCAUAUUCCACCAUAUAUUCAUAUUCUCCUGUCCAAUCUUUAUCUGCUUGUUCCACCUGUGCUCAAUCCUAUUGUGUAUGGGGUAAAGACCAAACAGAUUCGAGAUGGGGUAUCCAAGCUGUUCUCCGCUAAGGGGACUUCUUGA
Talpa occidentalis (Iberian mole) is the source of this 951-nucleotide messenger RNA. Its product is annotated as olfactory receptor 52A5-like. Gene Ontology annotation, molecular function: olfactory receptor activity; G protein-coupled receptor activity. The transcript has a single exon. The record is from RefSeq and is a predicted model, not a curated record. The coding region runs from base 1 to 951 and encodes 316 amino acids. Gene Ontology annotation, cellular component: membrane. Gene Ontology annotation, biological process: G protein-coupled receptor signaling pathway. NCBI's taxonomy places the organism in Eukaryota, Metazoa, Chordata, Mammalia, Eulipotyphla, Talpidae.